Messenger RNA from Vicia faba (fava bean), 414 nucleotides. The record is from the annotation of a GenBank genome assembly. Lineage: Eukaryota; Viridiplantae; Streptophyta; Magnoliopsida; Fabales; Fabaceae.
AUGAGGGUACACAUGGAUUGUCCUGGAUGUCAAAACAAAGUGAAAAACGCACUUCAAAAAAUGAAAGGCAUAGACGAUAUUGAAAUAGACAUGAAGUUACAAAAGGUGACUGUGAACGGUUACGCUGAUCAGAAGAAGGUUUUAAAAAGGGUUCGAAAAACCGGAGUUAGGGCUGAGUUGUGGCAACUUCCUCAUACAGCAGAAUCUCAAAACCAAUAUCAUCAACAACACCUUGUCAAUGGUCCUGUCCCAAAUUAUGCUUCACAACCUUCUUCAUCUUACAACUACUACAAGCAUGGUUAUGAUAGUAGUGACCCUAGCUUUUAUCACUAUCCUUCUCAAUCUUCAAUUUUUGGCCAUCAAACUGGUGCUACUUUUAGUGAUGAUAAUCCACAUGCUUGUUCUAUUAUGUGA